This is a messenger RNA of Letharia lupina, 4851 nucleotides long. RefSeq lists its product as uncharacterized. Gene Ontology annotation, molecular function: shikimate 3-dehydrogenase (NADP+) activity; 3-dehydroquinate dehydratase activity; 3-dehydroquinate synthase activity. Gene Ontology annotation, cellular component: cytoplasm. NCBI's taxonomy places the organism in Eukaryota, Fungi, Ascomycota, Lecanoromycetes, Lecanorales, Parmeliaceae. Bases 1 to 4851 code for a protein of 1616 amino acids. The transcript is spliced from 5 exons. The record is from RefSeq and is a predicted model, not a curated record. Gene Ontology annotation, biological process: aromatic amino acid biosynthetic process; chorismate biosynthetic process.
AUGGAGCCCACAAUCGUCCCCAUCUUAAGCAACGAAAAGGCAAUUACCAUUGACUACAACCUCUGGGGCUCUUAUAUUGCCCAAGAUCUGCUCAAGAAUCUUCCCUCUUCGACUUACGUGCUGAUUACAGAUACCAACCUUUAUGAUCUCUAUGUGCCUUCCUUUGAAAAAGCCUUCAACGAUGUAGCCUCCAGUAUCAAGGCGGAAAGCCGUUUAUUAACAUAUACCAUCCCGCCUGGGGAGACUUCGAAAUCGAGAACAACCAAGGCCGAGGUCGAAGACUGGAUGCUGUCUGAGGAGCGGGACCCGCCUUUGGAUACCAAAUCAGUGCUUCUCGCUCUAGGCGGAGGGGUCAUUGGUGACAUGAUUGGCUUCGUUGCUGCUACUUUCAAGCGAGGCAUCAGAUUCGUACAGAUACCCACUUCGCUACUUGCUAUGGUGGACUCCUCUAUAGGCGGUAAAACGGCUAUUGAUACGCCGGCUGGCAAGAACCUCAUCGGUGCUUUCUGGCAGCCUUCUAAAAUAUACAUUGACCUCAAUUUUCUCAAUACCCUGCCCACCCGUGAGUUCAUCAAUGGGCUGGCCGAAGUCAUAAAGACCGCGGCCAUCUCGACGACGGCGAUGUCUAAGACGAAUGAGUCCAAGGGUGAGUAUGAAACGAUGAAGUACAAAUUUGAGGCGCUAGAAGCAAAUGUCAACGUUCUUAUGGCCGCUAUCAAAACCAAGCCAGAAGCCAAUGAUCAUAGACUUUCGAGAGUUAGGGAAAAAUUGAAGGACAUCGUUCUCGGAUCAGUCCAAGUGAAGGCGCAUGUUGUGUCAGCAGACGAAAGGGAAGGAGGGUUGAGAAACCUCCUAAAUUUUGGUCAUUCUAUCGGUCAUGGUAUCGAGGGUUUACUCACGCCUGACAUCUUACACGGCGAGUGUGUCGCUAUUGGUAUGGUGUUAGAAGCAGAACUAGCAUUGCAUCUGGGGGUACUUAGUCGAGAAGCUGUUGCUAGACUCAGGAACUGCCUUGCCAAAUAUGAACUACCCACGUCAUUAAAGGAUGCUGUUGUUCGAGAGCGUUCUGGCCACAAACACUGCUCUAUGGACCAAAUACUUUCGGUGAUGGCUGUUGACAAGAAGAACCAGGGAAAGAAAAAGCGCAUAGUGCUUCUUCGCGGCAUUGGCUUUGUGCACGAGCAACAGGCAACGGUGGUGGCUGAUCGAGACAUAAGAAAUGUGCUAUCCUCUAGCGUCAGAAUACUGCCAUCCAUACCCCAUGGUGUAAAGGUAUCAUGUACACCACCAGGUUCUAAGAGCAUAUCCAACAGAGCGUUGGUCUUGGCAGCGCUUGGCAACGGCGAGUGUCGAAUUCGGAAUCUACUACAUUCAGUCGACACAGAGGUCAUGAUCGAGGCCUUGAAGAUAAUGAAGUGUGCCUCCUUCUCGUCGGGUGAAGACAGCAAGGGCAAAUAUCUCCUGGUUACAGGUAAUGGCGGAAAUCUCCAAGCAAGCGAAAAGGACCUCUACAUCGAGAACGCUGGCACAGCGGCACGCUUCUUGGCAACCGUUGCCCUUCUUGCUAAACCAAAUCUGCAAUCAUACUCCAUCCUGACUGGCAACAAGAGGAUGAACGAAGGCCGCCCGAUCAAAGACCUGGUAGACGCGUUGCGAGCGAAUGGAUCCAGUAUUGAAUGCACAGGAAAGGAUGGGCACCUACCUCUCAAGAUCGAAGCAGCAGAGGGUAUGGAAGGUGGUGAUAUCGUACUGGAUGCCAGUUUCUCGUCGCAAUAUGUCUCAUCUAUAUUGAUGGCUGCUCCUUACGCAAAGAAGCCUGUCACUCUUCGUCUCACAGGUGGACCACCGAUCUCGCAGCUAUAUAUUGAUAUGACUACGGCAAUGAUGAGGAAGUUUGGCGUCGACGUAACAAAAUCUACAAUAGAAGAGCAUGCCUAUCACAUACCUCAGGCGACUUACCGAAACCCCCCUGACUACGAGGUCGAGAGUGAUGCUAGUUCAGCAACCUAUCCUCUCGCUCUGGCUGCAAUCAACGGUAUCACCUGUAUCGUGCCAAACGUAGGUUAUGGGUCUCUGCAAGGUGAUGCCCAGUUCGCUGUCAAGGUCUUGAAACAAAUGGGCUGUUCUGUUGAUCAGACAGAGUCCUCUACAACUGUCACAGGUCCGCCGAAAGGCACCCUUAAGCCAAUACCGUCUAUAGACAUGGAGACGAUGACAGAUGCCUUUCUGACGGCCUCGAUCCUAGCUGCCGUUGCUCAAGGCAGCACUGGUAAGUCGACGACCAAGAUUACCGGCAUUAAGAAUCAGCACAAAAAGGAGUGCGAUCGAAUAGAAGCUAUGGAGAAAGAAUUAUCCAAGUUCGGCGUCACUUGCCGUGGAUUCGAAGAUGGCAUUGAGAUUGACGGCAUAAACCAUGCUGAGCUACAAGAGCCAGCUGGUGGCGUUCAUUGCUACGACGAUCACAGAGUGGCGAUGAGCAACAGUGUCUUGGCUACAGUUGCACCCAAUGGUGCGAUCAUCAACGAGAAGGAUUGUGUAGGGAAAACCUGGCCCGGAUGGUGGGACACAAUGCGGCUCUCGUUCAACGUGGAAACGGAAGGUGUGGACGUGGAGAGCGAGUCGAAGGGCAAAUCGCUGAAUUCAGAAGCUUGCCGCAAGUCAGUAUACCUCAUUGGCAUGAGAGGAGCCGGAAAAACAACCACAGGAAAGUGGGUAGCAGAUCUCCUAGAUCUGUCUUUUGUUGAUCUCGACUCACAGCUAGAAUUAGAAGCGAAACAGACGAUACCCGAAAUUAUUGAAGAGUCAGGUUGGGAGGGGUUCCGGGGGCAAGAAACUGCGAUUCUCAAAAAAACGAUGAUAGAAACGCCUUUAGACAACGUUUUUGCUUGCGGAGGCGGCAUUGUUGAGACUCCAGAGGCUCGGAAAGUACUCAUCGAUUAUCAUAAGUCUGGGGGCCUUGUAAUCCUUGUGCAACGCAACAUUGCAGAUGUGAUGGCGUACCUUCAGCUCGACAAAUCACGACCCGCAUAUGUCGAUGACAUGAAGAGCGUCUGGGAACGUAGGAAAGAUUGGUAUGUGCAAUGCAGUAAUUACCAGCACUACAGUCAGAAAGCUCCAACAGAUUCGUUAGUUCGGGCUUCGAAAGACCUAGAGCGGUUCGUUUCUACUAUCACCGGCAAACGACGCUCUCUAGAAAAGAUCAAGACCAAAAAUCAGUCCUUCUUUGUUUCCCUCACCGUGCCUGAUAUCGCCGCUGCAUUAGACUUCUUACCGGAGGUUGUCGUCGGUUCAGAUGCUGUGGAGCUGAGGGUAGAUCUCUUAGAAGAUCCACAGAACCCUAACGCUCCUCCUUCGGUUGAGUAUGUGGCAAACCAGCUAGCAAUACUACACGGGUCAACGUCUCUGCCAGUGAUAUUCACCAUCCGCACGCAAAGUCAAGGGGGCAAAUUCCCGGAUAACGCUCCGCUUGAAUUGGUCGCUUCCAUAUACCAAUUGGCGCUUCGGAUGGGAGUAGGAUAUCUGGAUCUCGAAAUCCAGUUCCCUGACCCUUUGCUUCGCCAGAUAUCUCGGGCUAAAGGCCAUACCAAGAUCAUCGCUUCACAUCAUGAUCCCAAGAAUACCCUGUCUUGGGAGAAGGGCUCGUGGAUGCAGUUCUACAAUAAGGCCCUCCUGUACGGCGAUAUUGUCAAGCUUGUUGGGAUUGCGACCUCACAAGAAGACAAUUUACAGCUUCUACAAUUCAAGAAAUCGGCUGAAUCCUUAAAUGAGACGCCCUUGAUUGCAAUCAACAUGGGUCUUGAUGGCCAGUUGAGCCGCAUACAGAACGGCUUCUUGACGCCAGUGUCUCACCCUGCAUUACCAUUCAAAGCAGCACCGGGUCAGCUUUCGGCGGCAGAAAUCCGGUCGGCGCUGGUAUUGCACGGGGUAAUCAAGCCAAUGCAGUACUACCUCUUCGGAUCACCCAUUGCCCAAUCGAAGUCUCCAGCAAUGCACAACACUCUCUUCAAAGCCACCGGUCUACCACACACCUACUCUCUCUUCGAGACCUCCGAAGCCGCAGAUCUAGAAAAGAUUCUGAAAUCCGACUCCUUUGGCGGCGCCUCCGUCACCAUUCCUCUCAAGCUCGACAUUGUGCCCUACCUCGACUCCGUCUCCGAUGACGCCAAGCUCAUCGGCGCCGUUAAUACCAUCAUCGCUGACCCCUCCAUCCCCUCCACCAAGAACCAGGGCGGAUACCACCUCACAGGCCGCAACACAGACUGGCAAGGCAUGACACGCGUGCUUUUGGCCGCCGGCGCUCAGCCCAGCGGAGAGCAAAGCGGUCUCGUAAUCGGUGGCGGAGGGACAGCCCGAGCGGCGAUCUAUGCCCUACACGCCAUGGGUUACACCCCCGUCUACGUCCUCGGCCGCUCCGAGUCGAAGAUCCGGGAGCUCGUGUCCAGCUUCCCCCAAGAUUACAACCUCGAGAUCCUCCACCCCUCCGAACAGCCGCUGAAGAUGACCAGCGUCCCCACCACGGCCAUCAGCACCAUACCCGCCGACACACCCCUGGACCCCGACAUCCGGAGAUUCCUCGGCCACUGGAUCCUGGGCGUGAACGACGGGGAGUUGAGGGUGAAGAGUGACGCGUCGCAGGGCGGGAGGGUGACGGUGAAGCAGGUCCUGCUGGAGAUGGCUUAUAAGCCAGCGGUGACGGAUAUGAUGCGGAUGGCGGGUGGAGGGGGGUGGACGACCGUUCCGGGGUUGGAGGUGUUGGCCGGACAGGGUUGGUAUCAGUUUGAGGCGUGGACGGGGAUCGAGCCGCUUUAUGAGAUGUUGAGGGAGGCUUGCGGGCUGGAGAAAUUGGCCUAG